ACAGUUCACAGUUUACAAUGAGCGAGCACUGCGAGACUGACUCUAACGCAAGGAGUUUUACCAUGAACGAUGACGCUGAACUGUAUCGGAACAGUAGCAGUAUGCAAAGGCGAGACGCUUUGAAUUCUUUAACUGAAUAUUUACCUAAAUUUAAAUGGAAGGAAAGUAAAGAGAAGAUUUUAGACAUCGGUUGUGCUGACGGAAGUGUCACUAAUAUCAUUAGCUCAUGCUGUCCCACGGACUUUGAACUUUUUGAAGCGUGCGACGUGAACGUUAAAUCUGUUAAAUAUGCUACGGAGCAUUACGGAACCAGUAAGAUGAGGUUCAGAGUCAUGGAUAUAGAGGGUGACCUACCGAAGGAGAUGGAAAGAAAGUUUGAUCACGUCUUUUCAUUUUACACGCUGCAUUGGAUCGAGAAUCAAGAGAAAGCCUUUCAAAACAUUUACGAUCUCACGGCAGAUGACGGUGAGUGCUUCCUAACCUUGCUGGCUCAAAUGCCUGUCUUCAACUUAUUUGAUGCUCUCAAACACACUGAUAAAUGGCGACAUUGGCUCAGAUACAUCAAAAACUUCAUCUCCCCAUACUAUGAGACUUCGGAUCCAGAUGUGGUGAUAGAGUUACUACUUAAGAGAGUGGGUUUUCGUUACGUGGACGUGCGCUGUCGACAAAAGAAAUUUGAAUUUUACGACAUAAAAUCAUUUCGAAAUCUACUAGAGGCGGUGAGUCCCUUCAAAGUAGGACAAGAGUUGCAGGAAGAAUUAAUCGAUGACGUCAUGGAAGUCGCAAAAGAAAUGAGAAUUAUAGACACACAAAACAGCACAGCCAAACUUAUAUAUAACCUAGUUGUUAUACAUUGUCGAAAAUAAUAUAAUACAAUAUUUUAAUGUACCUAAAAGAAGACCGAAUUCAACAAAAUAAAAUUAGAAUAUAACUAACUUAACUAAGCCACCAUUUCAAAGCACCAGCUACAAGAAAAAAAGAGUCAUCAAAACCGGUUCACACAGAAAAAGAGUACGAGAUAACACGCGCAUGCAACGGUAGGCAGCGGCUUGGCUCUGCCCCUAGCAUUGCUGACGUCCAUGAG
Bombyx mandarina (wild silkworm) is the source of this 1084-nucleotide messenger RNA. RefSeq lists its product as uncharacterized. Lineage: Eukaryota; Metazoa; Arthropoda; Insecta; Lepidoptera; Bombycidae. The record is from RefSeq and is a predicted model, not a curated record.